Argiope bruennichi is the source of this 763-nucleotide messenger RNA. RefSeq lists its product as uncharacterized. The record is from RefSeq and is a predicted model, not a curated record. Lineage: Eukaryota; Metazoa; Arthropoda; Arachnida; Araneae; Araneidae. The transcript is spliced from 3 exons. Bases 90 to 620 code for a protein of 176 amino acids.
CUUUUGUGCCUCUUUCCAGUUCCAACAGCAGAGCGGAAAAGUCAGAGAUCUGAGAAAGGCAAGAAAGUUGAAAGUUGCGACCAAAUUACAUGCUGGCAACAAUGCAUCAAUGCCUGAAAGUACAAACAGCAAUGAUUGUAGUCAUAGUUAGCCUAAUUCCACCCAGCAUCUUUGCUCACAAACCAAUGGAUUUGUCUCCUGCUAUCACCAGAGAAAAUUACCUAGAGUCUCCUGAUAGGCAUGUUAUCAGCAAUGACCGAGAUUUCUCCUCUAACCAACUGCAUAUCUUUUCUGAAGAUGACAGCAACUUGUUUGAGAAAAGUCACCCUCACUUAAAGAACAUGGAGGAAAAUAAGAUGGCGAUCGAACUCCAGAAAAGAGUCUCGGGUUGGAUUGAUGAGCCAGACAGGAGGAGGAUAGAUUUCCCAGAGAAUAAGUUAAAUAAGUUUUUUCUCUCCAAUUGGGAGAUGACGCCCAACGGACGCAGAUACAGAAGGCCAUUGCUUUUGAAAAGUUACAUUGAUGGAAGCUAUAAGGUGUCAUAUCCACCUGGAAAGAAGAGGCCCUAUUAUUAUUCUGAGCCAGAAGGUUCGGAAUUUCUUGGAGGUCCUGGGAAAUGAAGAAUUUUUGACCAACAAGAAUGAAAAAAAGAUUUUCAUUGACUUUAAAACUGUCGUUUUGAAAAUCAGUAAGGUAUUCCAGUACCCUUGCUACAAUUUUCAUAAUUACAUUAGUUUCCAUUGUAAGCCAAUGCAUGUCUAUA